This is a messenger RNA of Bursaphelenchus okinawaensis, 1157 nucleotides long. Lineage: Eukaryota; Metazoa; Nematoda; Chromadorea; Rhabditida; Aphelenchoididae. The record is from the annotation of a GenBank genome assembly.
AUGACAAACCUACCCCCAACAUACGCGUCGUACGUUGAGCGAACGUAUCAUCUUCACAGAAUCGACUCGAAUCCAAAUGUUGACUACCUAAGACAUCCGAGCGGAGUGAUUGUAAUGCAGCUAGCCGCCUCUCAUCCAGCCUACAAAAGUGGCAUAACUUCGGUCGAUUUCGAUUGCUCGAAAAAUAAAAAAGCCAAGGAUAAGGCCAAACAGAAUGUGGUUGGCAAGGGAAAGAAGGUCAGUUUUAUACAUAUACUGUAACGUCGGAUUGGUAUACUGUAGGAUUGUACUGUAGAGUUGGAUUGAUAAUUUUCUUUGCGGUACAAGAUAGGCUUUCUAUCUUACUUUAGACUAAUUUCUUGACAGCUUAAUAAUAAUGACUUUGUUCUAGGGAGGCCUUCGCCUUCAACCAGAGACCAAGCUCUGUGUCAUAACAUCCGCUGACAAUGAACAACAUACCAUUCGAGCUGGCAUAAAAGCUUUGUUGAUUGAGGUAAACACAAAACUCUUGGACCAACCUGAACUGUUAACGACUUCAAGACAGAAGAAAGGUUUCUUGGCCAUUAUUAUCCCUCCGGCCAUUUUGCAAAAUGAAAAAAACAAAAUUCCAAAUGAAUUUGGACCUCCAACGAGGAUUGGCACUGAAUUACCGGUUGUUAGGUGGACUAGGGAGAAGAAAAAUAGUGCUGAUGGGAAUGGAAAUGGUACUGGCGGUUUUGUGAAUGAGGGGAAGGUUUCUGCUGGUACUGUUGGGAAUGGAAAUGGUACUAGUGGUACUUUAAAUGGAAGGAAUGGUAGAACUGGUACUAAAGAGACUGGUACAAAUGGUACGGAAGGGAAUGGUUAGUUCAUUAACUAUCAUUACUUAUUUUUAUGUGAAAAUAGUACCAAUAGUACUAAAUAUUCUUAUUUUCUUAUGUAUGGUACUCAGGAAACACAUUAGUACUAUUAACACUUUUUAAAGCUAUUACCUGAACCAAUAUUAGUACUGGUGUUAUGAUAAUAUAAAAAAUACGUUUCAUGAAAUUUUAGAAAUGAAACGAGAAGUAAAAGCAGAAAAGAAAGAAGUAGAAGUAAAAGCAGAAGAGAAAAAAGUAGAAGUAAAAGCAGAAGCAAAAGAAGAACCAAUGGAAACGAAUGAAGCGGCAGAAGCAUAA